GUGAAAAGCGUGGUGAGGCGUGAAAAACAUGAUGGAGGCGUACGCCCAAAAAAAAAAAUGGUAGAUGAGUUCUGCGUUGUUCUUGAGAUGAUUUCUGCACCAAAUCUUGACAGAGACUAAGAUAAAGGGGUAGAACCGGAGGGAGGGAGGGAGAGAGAGAGAGAGAGAGCUUACGAUCGAGUUGUGCCCGUCAGAACAGCAUAAGAUGACUUAAUUAAUUGAGGACGUGGAGAAGCAGCUUUGGUGCAGAUUAUGUAAUACCUCUUCAUAUAUACCAUCAAGUAAUACAGAUUUGAUUAAGAUCCAAUCAACAACCAAAUUACAUCUGAAAGAUUAUUAUGUUAAGAUGGUGAUGGGAAAACAAAACGCAUAGUUAUGAGCGUAGGCAUUGUAGUUGCUAUUGCCGUUCUGCUAUCAGCUGGUCUUAUUAUCUGGUUCGUGCGGAGGAGGAGGAACUCGGGUAGCACCCUCAGGAGAGAAUCAAAAGGUCCUCUUGAAAGAAUUCGAAGCCAGGAUUUUCUUCUAAACAGUGUGUUAGUCUCAAGUAAGAAGGAGCACUACUCUGGCGACAGAAGCAAUGAUGACCUAGAGUUGCCAUUGUUUGAUUUUACCUCUAUAGCAGCGGCAACGGAGAACUUUUCUGAUGAAAAUAAACUGGGACAAGGUGGUUUUGGUUGUGUUUACAAGGGGUUUGUCGAAGGUCAAGAGAUAGCUGUCAAGAGACUUUCAAAGAACUCUGGACAAGGAACCAAAGAAUUCAAAAACGAAGUGAAGUUAAUUGCAAGGCUUCAACACAGAAAUCUUGUUCGACUGCUUGGUUGCUGUGUUGAUGCGGAUGAAAAGAUGCUGAUUUACGAAUACAUGGAAAAUAAAAGCCUCGAUUCCUUUUUAUUCGAUAAAGCAAAAAGGUAUUUGCUGGAUUGGCAAAAGCGUUUCAACAUUAUCUGUGGGAUUGCUCGAGGGCUUCUUUAUCUUCACCAGGAUUCGAGAUUCAGAAUUAUCCAUAGGGACCUCAAGGCAAGCAACAUUCUACUAGAUGGAGAAUUGGACCCCAAGAUAUCGGACUUUGGAAUGGCAAGACUAUUCGGUCAAGAUCAGACAGAGGCCAAUACAAAAAAAGUAGUGGGAACAUAUGGCUAUAUGUCUCCUGAAUACGCAAUGGAUGGUCUCUUCUCAAUCAAGUCGGAUGUAUUUAGUUUUGGUGUUCUAGUAUUGGAGAUUGUUAGUGGUCAAAAGAACAGAGGAUUCUAUUAUUCAAACAAUGAGCUAAACCUCCUAGGACAUUUUUGGGAGCUAUGGAAUGGAGGUCGUGCGUUGGAUAUAAUAGAUUCAUCAGUUGGUGAUUCAUUUUCGGAAUCUGAGGUGUUGAGAUGCAUGCAGGUAGGGCUUUUAUGCGUCCAAGAGCGUGCAGAAGAUAGGCCUACAAUGUCCUCUGUGGUUCUAAUGUUAUGUAGUGAAACUGCAUCAUUACCACAGCCUAAAAAACCCAGUUUUUGCCUGGCAAGGAAACCCGAAACAGACGAGUCAAGCACUGUAAACCAAGUAACUAUCACAACAUUAGAUCCUAGGUAGUGUAAGGUAUAAUCUUCAUCAAAUAGCAUAGCCUAUAUUAGGGCUGUCAAUUCCGACACGACCCGAUAACACGACUCGAAACCCGCACGAAAUAAAGCGGGUUGAACCCGCACGAUUAAAAAGCGGGUCAGCCGUGGGUCAACCCGCCAUGACCCAUUUAA
Rosa chinensis is the source of this 1733-nucleotide messenger RNA. RefSeq names its product receptor-like serine/threonine-protein kinase SD1-8. Gene Ontology annotation, biological process: protein phosphorylation. NCBI's taxonomy places the organism in Eukaryota, Viridiplantae, Streptophyta, Magnoliopsida, Rosales, Rosaceae. Gene Ontology annotation, molecular function: ATP binding; protein serine/threonine kinase activity. The transcript has 7 exons. Bases 376 to 1572 code for a protein of 398 amino acids. The record is from RefSeq and is a predicted model, not a curated record.